AUGGCAACUACUGGGAACCUUUCUGAAGAGCAGGUGCACUGCUCCAUCUGUCUCGACGUGUUCACCAAUCCCGUAUCCAUCCCCUGUGGACACAACUUUUGCCAAAGCUGCAUACUGGGAUACUGGAAAACCAGUCCUUUGUACCAGUGUCCCAUGUGCAAGAAGUCCUUUUACAAAAGGCCCGAUAUUAGCGUUAACACUGUCUUGCGAGAAAUUGCAGAGCAGUUCAAGGAGAUUAGGGUUAAAAGUGUGAAAGGGAACGUGAGCAAAGAGGACGAGGAGGAGGGGAAAGUGGAGAAAGAAAAGAAGUGGACAAUGGAAAGACGGAAAAAGGAGGAUGAGGAGAGACUUUUGGAGAAAGGUCACAAGCAGCAGCUAGUGGAGGAGCUGAAGCAGAAGCAAGAAGAAGAGAAGAAAAAGAAAGAGGCAUCAAAGGAGAAACCAGGAGAUAAGAAGCCACAAGAGGAGUUACCACCGCUGAUCCCCCGAGUGUCACCGCCCAAAACUUCCCCUCGGACAUCACCUGAGAAUUCAGCUCAUCGUCCACCACCACCACUUCCCCAAACAUCAACCCCACCAUCACCUCAAACCCCUGCCUCUGCAGCACCUUCACCUACUUCUUCUUUGUUCCCACUGUCUUACUGGGAGGAGGUCCUGUGUGACGUUUGCUUAGGGGAAAGCAGGCCGAAAGCGGUCAAAUCCUGCCUUGUAUGUCUCACUUCCUACUGCGAGGAGCACCUGAAAUCUCACACCGCCAGGUUCACAAAGCACAAGCUGAUGGAGCCUGUUGCGAACAUGGAGGACAGGAUGUGUCCAAAGCAUCAAAGACUGUUGGAGCUGUUUUGUAAGAAGGAUCAGACCUGUGUGUGCGUACUCUGUACUGAGACAGACCACAGGGCCCACUACACUGUCCCUGUGGAGCGAGAAUGGACAGAGAAAAAGGCGCAGCUGAAGAGGACAGAAAUAGACGUCCAGCAUAUGAUUGAUCAGAGAGUGAAGAAGGUGGAGGAUAUCAAGCACUCUGUGGAGCUCAACAAAGCUGGCGCUCAGAGAGAGAUCGAGGACAGCAUGCAGGUCUUCUCAGAGCUGGUGCGCUCCGUCCAGAGGACUCAGGCCAACCUGGUUUUGGCCAUAGAGGAGAAGCAGAGGCAGACUGAGAGGUGGGCUGAGAACCUUAUCACUGAACUCGAGCAGGAAAUCGCUGAGUUAAAAAGGAGGAAUACAGACCUGGAAAACAUGGCUCGGACCGACCACAUUCACUUCUUGAGGAGUUUCCCAGCUCUUAACACUCCACCAUCUGUCAAAGACUGGUCUGAGACCAAUGUACCCAAUGACAUAUGCAUAGGCAUGAUAAGGAGGGCUGUGUACCAACUGGAGGCAACAUUGAAUGAAACAAUCGAAAAACUGGCUGACAGUGAGAUCAAAAAGGUUCUGAAAUAUUCAGUGGAUGUCACGCUGGACCCUGACACAGCCAACCCGUGGUUGCAGCUUUCCCAGGACAGACGUCAGGUGAGACACCUGGGGGCGUGGCAGGACCUCCCUGACCGACCUGAGCGCUUUGACACGGUGGUCAUCGUCUUGGGCCGUGAGCGCUUCACCUCAGGGAGACAUUUCUGGGAAGUCCAGGUGGGGGACAAGGACGACUGGUACCUGGGAAUAGCCAAGUCUUCUGUAAACAGGAAGGGCAAGAUCUCUGUAAGCACCACCAAUGGCUAUUGGGCUCUGGCCAUGAAGAAAGGCCAAGAGUACCGAGUGUCAACAUCACCGCCGUUACUGCUCACCCUCGACUCCAAGCCCAAGCGAGUGGGUGUGUACGUGGACUAUGAGGAGGGGCAAGUGUCGUUUUAUGACAUGAAGGCUCGGACUCAUAUUUACACGUUCAAAGAUACAUUCACAGAGAAGAUUUUGCCCUUUUUCUACCUGUACUGCUGCGACAAAGCCUCUGAUACCUUUGUGAUUGGUCCUGUGAAUGAGAAAAGCCCGAUCAAACCAAGCUAGUGACAGGUUUUAAGAUUUAAAAAACACAUAAAAAAAGCUGGAAAACCCUUGCAAUGCAAACAGACUGUAUUUUGAAAACCAGUGUUUUAUGUACAUUUAUAACAUGUAUAGCGUAGCUCAACAAAUAUAUUAAUUGCACAUUUUACGUAUUCAUAUUAGCUCACGGAGGUUCCACAAAGAGUUGAUUCUAAGAAUUUGGGCAGUUUGCUCGUUGGCAGA
Messenger RNA from Scomber scombrus (Atlantic mackerel), 2217 nucleotides. Its product is annotated as E3 ubiquitin-protein ligase TRIM7. The coding region runs from base 1 to 1998 and encodes 665 amino acids. The record is from RefSeq and is a predicted model, not a curated record. Gene Ontology annotation, molecular function: zinc ion binding; protein binding. The transcript is spliced from 6 exons. Lineage: Eukaryota; Metazoa; Chordata; Actinopteri; Scombriformes; Scombridae.